This is a messenger RNA of Triticum turgidum subsp. durum (durum wheat), 2235 nucleotides long. NCBI's taxonomy places the organism in Eukaryota, Viridiplantae, Streptophyta, Magnoliopsida, Poales, Poaceae. The record is from the annotation of a GenBank genome assembly.
AUGGUGAGGGGCGGGAGCAUGCGCCGGCCGUCUCUGGCGGCGGUCUCGGCGGCGGCGGCCGAGCCCGCGGCGCCGGAGUUCACCCUGUCGGCGGACGACUACAGGCUCAUGGAGGAGGUGGGCUUCGGCGCCAACGCCGUCGUCUACCGCGCAAUCUUCCUCCCCGCCAACCGCACCAUCGCCGUCAAGUGCCUCGAUCUCGAUCGAAUCAACAGUAACCUCGAUGAUGUUCGCAAGGAGGCUCAGAUCAUGAAAUUGAUAGACCAUCCUAACGUCAUCAAGGCUUAUUGCUCAUUUGUUGUCGACCACAACCUUUGGGUCAUAAUGCCCUUCAUGGCAGAGGGUUCAUGUUUACACCUAAUGAAGGUCGCACAUCCUGACGGCCUGGAGGAGCCUGUCAUCUGCUCUAUUCUUAAAGAAACACUCAAGGCUCUCGCUUACCUCCAUGGCCAAGGACAUAUCCACCGAGAUGUUAAGGCGGGCAAUAUCCUUGUUGAUAGCCCUGGUGUAGUGAAGCUUGGGGACUUUGGCGUAUCUGCUUGCUUGUUUGACAGAGGCGAUAGGCAAAGAUCCAGGAAUACAUUUGUGGGAACACCGUGCUGGAUGGCUCCAGAAGUUCUCCAGCCUGGAACCGGUUAUAAUUUCAAAGCUGAUAUUUGGUCAUUUGGAAUAACUGCACUGGAGCUUGCACAUGGCCACGCUCCCUUCUCUAAGUACCCUCCCAUGAAGGUUCUUCUCAUGACCCUUCAAAAUGCACCACCAGGUCUUGACUAUGACCGUGAUAGAAAAUUCUCAAAGUCUUUCAAGGAAAUGGUUGCAAUGUGCUUGGUAAAAGAUCAAACUAAGAGGCCAACAGCUGAGAAGUUACUAAAGCAUUCGUUUUUCAAGAACACAAAGGCCCCACAGCUGACAGUUAAGAGCAUCUUAACCGAUUUGCCCCCUCUGUGGGAUCGUGUGAAGGCACUCCAGCAAAAAGAUGCAGCACACCUGGCUUCAUCCGAACAGGAAGCACUUUCCAUGAGUGAGUAUCAACGAGGUGUCAGUGCAUGGCACUUUGAUAUUGAGGAUCUGAAGGCUCAAGCAUUACUGAUUAAUGAUGACGAUCCACCUGAAUUGAAGGAAGAUGAUGACAUCGCCCGAAUAACUGAAGUUGAUAAGGGCACAUCUUUUGAGAGUCAUUUUGGACAAUCAACGCUUCUGAAUGGAAAUAACCACAGGUUGAAUCAUGAACGAACUUGUACCACUGCAGUAAAUCCAGGUGGAAAUGGCCCUGAAACAAGUGAUGUAUUCACUUCUGACCUUGGCAAUGCUGAUAGUCCAAGGAUGGUUGAUGGACACACAAAGCAAGGAUCAGAAAAUGGUUCAUUGUCCUCUACAUCGAAGCAAGGUUCUGAGGGUGGAAAUCACAGGAGUGAAGUUAGACAAAGACAAAGGACAUUCUCUGGUCCGGUUAUGUAUUCCGGUACCCGCAGUAGUUCACUGAUUGAAAGAGGUUAUAUUAUUGAUAAGGAUGCAGGAGCUCGAUCACCUAAUAAACAAAAGAGUGACACGGGAAGAAUCGAUGAUCUUAGUGGUCCGCUUUCACUUUCAACUCGUGCUUCUGCAAAUAGUCUGUCUGCCCCUAUUCGGUCUUCUGGAGGAUAUGUGGGCUCCUUGGGAGACAAGCCUAGGGUGGAAAUAAAAGGCCGAUUUUCCGUAACAUCCGAAAAUGUGGAUCUGGCGAAGGUUCAGGAAAUUCCAGUGGUCAAAAUUUCACCUAAACCACAGGAGGUAAGAACUCAGGUCUCUACAAUGAAAAGAUCAGCCAGUGUUGGUGCUUGGCCAGUGAAGGCUAAGUCAAUGUCUAAUAGUCAUCAUCGAAGGGAAUUCCGUGACAGCUCAGUAUCUGCAUCAAUUCUGAUUCCCCAUCUUGAAAACCUUGUACAGCAGACCACAUUCCAGCAAGAUAUCAUCACGAACCUAAUGAGUAACUUGCAACAGAAUGAGAAACCCAAUGGGCCGCAGACUAGAGUUCAGACUAUGGUGGGUGAUACAGGGGUUGAAACGGGCAGUGCUGAGAGAGAACGGAAACUACUUGCUAAAGUAUUCGAAUUACAGUCAAGGAUGAUUUCUUUAACCGACGAGCUGAUUGCAUCAAAGCUGAAGCAUGUUGAGCUGCAAGAAGAGCUGAAUAGACUCUACUGCCAAGAAGAAACAGGCGAGACAAGAGAGGAUGACUACAGCGGAGACCUUUGA